AUUCCUCCUCGUAGCCUUCCUUCAUAUCCCUCCCACCACAUUCCCUCUCCCUUCCUCUCUCUCUCUCUCUCUCUCUCUCUCUCUCUGUCUCUCUCUCUCUCUCUCUCUCUCUUUCUCUCCUCCCUUCUCCCUUCUCUUGCCCGUGUGCACUGUGCUGCUCUAUGCCGAGCACACACAGGCGUACGGAUGUAAGUUUAAUCCAGGGAACAGUCAGAGCAGGGGGAGUGAGUAUGGGGUUGCCCCUUUGCUAACCUGCAGUAGUAGAACAGUCAGCUGCCAGCGCGACUUAUCAAGGCGGACUCAGAAGAGGAGAUGAAAACCUCCUGGAACUGUUUGUUCAUAUUUGACUCUCCAGUGCUCUUUGUGAGGAUCUAUGCCUUUUUACUCUUAAAGCUCCGCAGCGAGAGGUGUUAUCUCUUAUGCUGAGCUCGGCUUUUAGAGGAAAUUGCAAGAGUUUGAAUCUACCCGUCAGCCUCUAAUCAGCCUCUGAUUAAAUGAUAAAGCGAGAGGAGGACACCCAAAUGAAUCAGGGGAAUCUGGAGAGGGAGAUCCUCGCACACUUGGCUGUUUUCAGAAUCUGUUUUUAAAAAGAUUCUGAAUUUUUACUUUCUGUUGCUGUGUACUGGACCUGCGUUUUAUUUCCUCUGAGGUCUGCAGUGAUAGUAUUUUUUCUUCUCACAUCCCUUGAGGCAGAGAUGCUGCAAUUAUGUCCUUGAAGUUUGUCUUCCUUUAAGAGGAUUUUGUUUUCACCUGAUCAGCAUUUCUUCACUGUUUGAAUACAUCCUGAUCCUCCGUCUGCUUUUUUGUCUACUGAACACUGUGAGCAGGUCAGUCACUUCAGAAAUUGGGCAGUGAUUUGUAACAGAGGCACAGAGUGUGCUGCUGGAUUUUGAGCCUUGAACUAUCUCACGACCCUCAGGGGAUCCUCAGACGUGGUGCCACCUCUGGGAGUUUGUCUCACCUGGUUCAGCAGGAGGACACUUUAAUUACAGUUUCUGCAAGUGGGACGCUUGGCUCAACGCCAACAUGCAGGUGUCUUUAGUAUGCACGGACCACCGUGGCGGGGUGAGCCGCACCACAGAGGACAGGCUCAACAGACAGAAUGCCAACAGCCCCAACACAGGCACACGCAGCAAGUUCAGGGCUGUGGCCAUGGUGGCCAGAAGUCUUGGACAACUCUCUGUUCAGAGCGUGCCUUCAUCCAGCGAGCAGAGCAUGAGGACUGGCAUGAAGUAUAGAAACCUUGGGAAGUCAGGCCUGCGGGUGUCCUGCCUCGGAUUAGGAACAUGGGUGACAUUCGGCGGACAGAUAACGGACGAGAUGGCAGAGCAGCUGAUGACUCUCGCCUAUGAAAAUGGCAUCAAUCUGUUUGACACAGCGGAGGUCUAUGCUGCUGGGAAAGCAGAGGUGGUGCUGGGAAACAUCAUAAAGAAGAAAGGAUGGAGACGCUCGAGUCUGGUGAUAACAACAAAGAUCUUCUGGGGUGGAAAGGCGGAGACUGAGAGAGGUUUAUCUCGAAAACACAUUAUAGAAGGUUUAAAAGCCUCUCUAGAAAGACUGCAGCUAGACUACGUGGACGUGGUUUUUGCGAAUAGACCGGACCCUAAUACACCAAUGGAAGAAACGGUUCGAGCAAUGACCCAUGUGAUAAACCAGGGCAUGGCUAUGUACUGGGGAACAUCCCGCUGGAGUCCAAUGGAGAUAAUGGAAGCGUACUCUGUGGCACGGCAGUUUAACCAGAUUCCUCCCAUCUGUGAGCAGGCUGAGUACCACAUGUUCCAGAGAGAGAAGGUGGAGGUGCAGCUACCUGAACUCUUUCAUAAGAUAGGUGUGGGGGCCAUGACGUGGUCACCCCUGGCCUGUGGGAUCAUCUCAGGGAAAUACGACGGCAGGGUGCCUCCCUACUCUCGGGCUUCUCUGAAGGGUUACCAGUGGUUGAAGGACAAGAUCUUGAGUGAGGAGGGCCGGCGUCAGCAGGCGAAGUUGAAAGAGCUGCAGGCAAUCGCGGAGCGGCUGGGCUGCACUCUGCCCCAACUCGCCAUCGCGUGGUGCCUACGGAACGAGGGAGUGAGCUCUGUGCUUUUAGGGGCGUCCAACACCGACCAGCUGAUGGAGAACAUAGGAGCAAUACAGGUUCUUCCAAAGUUGUCGUCAUCCAUCACACACGAGGUGGACAGCAUCCUGGGAAACAAGCCGUACAGUAAAAGGACUACCGCUCCUAACGCGCAGCACGGCCCCGCCCGGCAGGGCUGCACCCGGGCUGCAGCUUCAGCGCCCCACCUUUGCCUGAUCCUCUGUUUGCUUGAGCUUUUACUGAGUGAGACCCUGGCGCAUGAGUCUGGCCACACCAAGGCCACCCAGGGCACCUCAUUUAGAGUCACGGGGAUAAGAAAAGAAAAUGGGGGAAAAAAUACAGUCACCUCCACAGGGAAAGAAGGGAUGACGAAGGAAGAGAAAAAAGUGGAAGAGAGGUUAGGGAUACGCGCUCAUACUUAAAUCAGUUAUACAUCCAAUUCAGCUGAACGUAUUUUAAAACCGUAGAGAAAAUAUCUUUUUAAAAAAAUAAGCACACGCUUGCUUGGCAGCCAGAUCUCUUCUUUUUUUGUUAGUUUUUUUACUUUUGCUCUUUGUUUUCUAGAACUGAAUGCAACUCAAAGGAAGAUAUUGUUCAUACUGUAUGAGUAAAGGAGAACUACUCUGUUGCACAUGUACCAUAGCCAUGCAUUUGUUCCUUGGGCGUUGUGUUUACAAACACGUGUGUACUGUACCAAGUCUGUCAAGGUUUCUCUGCUAAGAACUGUUUGUUUGUGUUGUCGACAUUAUCGGUGUACAAGCCUCCUCGGGAGGCGUUAACAAUCAGCACUUUAGUAUGUCAGAACAGGUGAUAGAGGGCAGUGUGGAGGAGGGAGAGGGUGGGAGUUACAGUAGUCUUAUCUCACAGCCAUUGCACUAUAGAUUCAUAUCGCCUCCUGAUGACUCCCUCUUCUCAUCCUCCCUCUUCGUCUUCACUGGCGGGACGUUUGUUUCAGACACUGCUGGAGUGGCAGUCUCCUUCAUCCUGAACCGUCUGUUAUAAGGAGUCAGGAGUGUAGGCAGACUUGUCAGGGCAUCUUGUCUGCCACUGAAGAGAUUAGUAACUUAUUCAUCCCUAACUGCAGUGGCAUGAAAUCAAAUGUAGAGUGUUCUUUCCCCCGGCUGCUGUUCCCUGUUUCCAGUUUCCUUGUUUCCAGUCUGAGGUCAAUCCAGACAUGAAGUGGUCACAUAACUGCUGGCUCCACAUCCCAUGGAAACCUUUCCUUCAUCAAAUUGUGUUUGAGCAUUUUGCCUUAUUUACAGUUGUAUCAGACUGUGCUGCAGGCUUUGGCAUAGAUGGCUGCCCCCCCUCCCCCUCCCCCUGUCCUUCUUUUUUUAGCCAGCCUGGUCUCGUGUCCCCUGUAAACACAGGGAACACUGACUGGUGCGAUGAAGAGGCGGUGUUUCCAGUUGAAUCAGUGGGCGGCAGCAGCUCAGGGAACAGAGCAGGUGGUUUUGUAGUCGUGCGUUGGUGUGCACAAGGUCAGGAGCUCGUAUUUACUCGUCUGUCUUUCGUUCAUGCGUGGACACUGGGGAGGACCAGUGACAUUUUAGCGUGGAUCGAGCCAAAGAUCUUCUUCGUCUUCAUCUCCAUCUAUCUUAAAAACGCACUCUGAGUGUUUCACGCUCACUUCCUGCAAGAUUAUAGAAAUUCAUCUUGACGCAUGUGCUGUCCAGCUUGUUAUCUAUCUAUGGUAUGGACUUAACUCCAUAUAUAUCCUUACUUGACAAUGCUGUUAUACUAGUAAACAAAUAUUUCCUUCAUAUACAGAAUGCGUAGUACAGCUUCCUGCUUUAGGAUCGGUAAGGUUCGUGUCGGGCCACAUACUACCCGAGGCGUGACAGAAGUAUUAUUGCAAAAAAAAUUUGACGCCACCUUAUAUCAUUCUCUCACCUUUGGGUGCUCUCUUACUGUGACUUAAGCACAAGUGGAUAGCAUGCGAUACAUCCUCAAAGCAUGGACCCUCUUCACCCAGCCUACUGUAACCUACGGGACAGACCAGGUGAUGCUACUCUGCUUACUAACACGUGUAGAUAAGAAAUCUUAACUAACAGCUGAUAACGUUUGAAAUCAUUGCAAAAAAAGAAACGUGAAUAAAACUGUCAUUUCAGCGUGAAUGAGGGAAUGAAUGAAUUGUAGAGGAGGGAUAAUCAAAGCUAGUGUUACUGUGAGCGUUUGUGUGGGUGAGCUUUUACAGUCGAGGUGAUUUUAGACAACAGCAAAGUGAUUUAAUGUUACCGCUGUUGAUCCUGUCUGUUUGUAUCUCUGAGUGUGAGUUCCUUGCUUUAGCCCGUUGUAUAAACUGUUCCCUGUAUAUGUUUUUGAUUUGCUGUGUCUGAGUGAAUAAAACCGGCGUGAGCCAAUGUUUUCGAGGAAGAUAGAGAGAAAAAAAAACAGGCAUUUUAAUUCAUUUUGACUGUGGAGUUCCUGUGUCUUAAUAUUUUCAUCUGCAGGGAGACAGCAGGAAGUUUGAGGCUUAGAGGGAAAGUUCUACAUUUUUUGGGGAGAACGCCCAUUAGCUUUUUUGUGAAGAGAAAAACAUAUAAAGAUUGAUACUAGAUUACCUGUAUGCCAAAAUUGAAGCUCUUCAAAACGCUGAUGUACUUAGCAAAAAGAUCGUAACAAUGGCGGCAAACAGCCUGCAUGACUCUGUCCUAGAGCAACAAAAUCCACCUGCUCGCUUUUCUGAAAGUCGCUAGUUACCAAGUGAUGUCUUAUGUGUAUUAUUCAUACCUUAAUAAAAGCGUUAAUUACCAGGUUAGUUUCAAGGGAAACACCAAAGGCUCUGGAGGUUACUGGUCUCAUCUAAGAAAUAGUCCCCUUUAGUGUCAAAGUCUGUUUGCUGAUGAUUCUGACGUGUUUAUGCCUGUUGUAAUGAAACAUUUUCCUGAAUGGAAGCACUACAGAACUUUAAACAGUGUCAUUUUUUCAUAAGAUAUGUAACCUUGUUUGGCAUCAGUAAACAGAGAAAAGUGAUAAGUAGUUUGUCCCGAUUCUAGUUUUGGAAAGUAUACACAUGAUAUCAGGAAUGAGGCCCAAAACAAUCGAUUCUCAUCCCCUAGCACCACCGCCACCACACUUCAUUACCCAUAGUUCACCUGUUAGCUUUGUGUUAAUAUAAACCCCAACCAGUUAUCCUGCAAUAACUUACUGUAACACCUUUGUUGGUCCUUUUGCAAUAAAGGAAUUACUUUAAGGUGGCAGUGGGUGUUUCAAGGCUAACUGGCUAAUUAAAAGCUUUAAGUUAGCGAACAUAGUAGAUAAAAUCAACAUGUUAGCUAUGUCAACUUACCAAGUCUUGAUGCUAAGCUAAGCUGAGAUUUUGGCUUAUAGAAAUGUGAGUGGAAUCAAUCUCCUUCGUUAACUCCUCUCCAAAAAAGCCAACAAGUCACUUCCCCAAAAUGUAAACUUGUCCAUCGCUGUGCAUUUAUUUUUACCAUCAGAGUUAUUUCCCUCUGCACUGACCUGCCCCACAAACAUCCCAUGGUGUUUGAAGGUUUUUGCACAUUGUAGAAAUAACUUGGGAGUGUUUUAAGGCUGACUUGUGGUUACUUGAUGCCCUCACCUGUCUAGGAGAAAUUCAUGCUUUAAGUGGACCUAGUUUCAUCGAAUCUGCUGUUCUGCCAUUUUAAUGACGAGUACAGAGAUGAAACCAGAGCCACAGACGGAUAGAGCUUAUUUUACAGAAGGUUCUAGGUUAUACAGAGAAUAUAUUUUUAUGUUUGAGCCUUUAAUGCAGUAGAGAUAAUUAAAAGAACUGUUUUUAUUUUUUUCAUCAUGCUGCAUUUUUCCUAUCAGUAUUGUAUCGAUUUUAAGACUGACAAAAAGAAGCAAUUUCUUUCUGUUGUGUAUGCAUAUUGAGGAAUGCUCUGACGUGAAUGACAUGGUGGACUGAAUUCACUCUGAAGAUGAUGUAAUGAGAGACGGUAUCUCCUGUACAUAGUUUGACCUUUGUAUAUAGAUUUCUGGUUGUGAUCACCUCUGCCUUUUUUCUCUUUUCUUUUUAUUAUUUUCAUUUUUUUGCAGGCGUUGCUAUCUGCACUGUGCUUGAAUCUGAAUUUAGAUGGGAUGUACAGCUUCAAUCUUCAAUGAAAAUGAAAUAAUGAUAAAAUAAGAAUGGUAAACAAA
Messenger RNA from Notolabrus celidotus (New Zealand spotty), 6202 nucleotides. Its product is annotated as voltage-gated potassium channel subunit beta-2-like. The transcript is spliced from 14 exons. Gene Ontology annotation, biological process: transmembrane transport; regulation of potassium ion transmembrane transport; potassium ion transport. Gene Ontology annotation, molecular function: potassium channel regulator activity; transmembrane transporter binding; voltage-gated potassium channel activity. Bases 1027 to 2496 code for a protein of 489 amino acids. The record is from RefSeq and is a predicted model, not a curated record. Lineage: Eukaryota; Metazoa; Chordata; Actinopteri; Labriformes; Labridae. Gene Ontology annotation, cellular component: juxtaparanode region of axon; cytoplasm; extrinsic component of cytoplasmic side of plasma membrane.